AUGGCAGCCUUAUUGCGUGUAAGUGGAGUCAAAAAGCCAUACUCAGCUAUCCCAAAGAGAGCUUCCUGUCCUCGGCCUGUCUGGUCACAUCCACGGCUCAUUUUUUCUGUAUCCGUGGCUCCUGUUUAUGGACUACGUACGUCACUGAAGGGCUCAUGUAGGGCACCAUACCUUCGAAUUAGUUGUGAGGCUGGGAAGGUUGGUAUAAGGCAUGGUGCUGAGAGCCAAGGUUCUGAAGAAAUUGCUAACGAAUUGACACAUGUAAUGAAGUUCGGGGGAUCUUCUGUUGCCUCAGCAGAUAGAAUGAGAGAAGUAGCUAACCUCAUUCUCAGAUUUCGAGAAGAAAGACCUGUCAUUGUUCUUUCUGCAAUGGGAAAAACAACCAAUAAACUCUUGAUUGCUGGAGAAAAGGCUGUCUGCUGCGGUGUGUCAUAUGUUUCUGAUCUGGAAGAGUUAGCUUUUGUCAAAGAUUUGCAUUUGAGGACAGUGGAUGAGCUUGGAGUAGAAAGAUCUACAAUUUCAAAACACCUAUUUGAGUUGGAGCAACUUCUGAAUGGAAUUGCUAUGAUGAAAGAGCUCACUCCAAGAACAAAAGACUACUUAGCCUCUUUCGGAGAGUGCAUGGCCACAAGAAUUUUUGCGGCCUAUUUGAAUAAAAUUGGUGUCAAAGCUCGCCAAUAUGACGCCUUUGAUAUUGGUUUUAUAACGACCGAUGAAUUUACAAAUGCCGAUAUAUUAGAGGCAACUUAUCCAGCUGUUGCAAAGAGAUUGCAUGGCGAUUGGAUUAACGAUCCUGCAAUUCCUAUCGUGACUGGCUUCCUUGGAAAGGGUUGGAGAACUAGUGCAGUGACUACAUUGGGUAGGGGUGGUAGUGAUUUGACUGCCACAACUAUUGGUAAAGCAUUGGGGUUAGAAGAAAUCCAGGUAUGGAAAGAUGUUGAUGGUGUUUUGACUUGUGACCCCAACAUAUAUCCACGCGCAGAGCCAGUGCCAUAUCUAACCUUUGAUGAGGCAGCUGAACUUGCUUACUUUGGCUCACAGGUCCUCCAUCCACAGUCCAUGAGACCUGCUAGGGAGGGUGAUAUUCCUGUUCGAGUUAAGAACUCAUACAAUCCGAAAGCUCCAGGAACCCUAAUUACUCGAGUAAGAGAUAUGAGUCAGGCAGUACUUACUAGCAUUGUCUUAAAACGAAAUGUAACAAUGUUGGAUAUUGUCAGCACCCGAAUGCUUGGGCAAUUUGGGUUUCUUGCUAAGGUGUUUUCAAUCUUUGAAGAAUUGGAAAUAUCUGUGGAUGUUGUUGCCACUAGUGAAGUUAGUAUUUCCUUGACAUUGGAUCCAUCCAAGCUUUGGAGCAGAGAACUGAUCCAGCAGGAACUAGAUCAUGUUGUGGAAGAACUCGAAAAAAUUGCAGUUGUGAAUCUUCUACAGCACCGAUCAAUCAUCUCUCUCAUAGGAAAUGUUCAGAGGUCGUCGCUGAUACUAGAAAAGGCAUUCCACGUGCUUCGUACCAAUGGAGUCAAUGUUCAGAUGAUCUCUCAAGGUGCUUCAAAAGUUAACAUUUCGUUGAUAGUAAAUGACAGCGAAGCAGAACAAUGUGUUAGGGCUCUUCACACUGCUUUCUUUGAGAGUGAUAUAUCAGAGCUCGUAUCGGGACCUAAAUCUGGAAAUGGUUCGAUAUGA
Molecule: messenger RNA, 1680 nt
Organism: Fraxinus pennsylvanica
Lineage: Eukaryota; Viridiplantae; Streptophyta; Magnoliopsida; Lamiales; Oleaceae
Source: the annotation of a GenBank genome assembly